UGUAGCCUGAGAAAUUCAUGUGCUAUGCAGGCUAAAAGAGUUGGACUCGAGAAAGCUAGAUAUCUCCCAUUACUGCUAAGCUAUGGCGCCAAACAAAUCUUCUCUACUAAGUGUUUCCCACUUUAUACCAUUGGUUCUGUUUGUUCAAGCCGCUUUGUCGUCUGGGUCUCAUUCCAAAAUGAACCAUGAAUUCUCCAUGAAAGAAGCAAGCGUACACGAUCUCCAACUUGCUUUUGAAAGAAACCAACUCACCUCAAGGCAACUUGUUGAAUUCUACCUAGGAGAAAUCCACAGGCUCAACCCUCUCCUUAGAGGGGUCAUAGAGAUUGACCCGGAUGCUCUGUAUCAAGCUGAUAAGGCUGACAGAGAGCGCAAGGCUAAAGUACCAGGAUCACUUGUUGGCCUGCAUGGUAUUCCUAUUCUGCUCAAGGAUAACAUCGCUACCAAAGAUAAGAUGAACACCACAGCUGGCUCACUUGCGCUACUAGGCUCCGUCGUCCCUCGGGAUGCUGGUGUGGUAACCAAAUUGAGGAAAUCUGGGGCUAUUAUUCUGGGAAAGGCUAGCCUGAGUGAGUGGGCUCAUUACAGGGACGAAUAUGCACCCGCUGGCUGGUGUGCCCGGACUGGCCAAGGAAAGAAUCCCUAUAAUCUUUCAGCAAAUCCGUGCGGGUCAAGUAGUGGAUCGGCAAUAUCAGUAGCGGCAAAUAUGGCAGCAGUGUCGCUUGGGACUGACACUGCUGGCUCAAUUCUAUGUCCAUCCAGUUUUAACUCAAUUGUUGGCAUCAAACCCACUGUCGGUCUUACCAGUCGAGCUGGAGUCAUCCCUAUUAGUCCUAGACAGGAUACGGUUGGACCCAUGUGCAGAACGGUGGCAGAUGCUGUAUAUGUUCUUGAUGCCAUUGCAGGCAUAGAUUAUAAUGAUAAAGCAACCAUUGAAGCAUCCAAGUACAUUCCACAUGGUGGCUACAAACAAUUUCUAAAGCCCUAUGGUCUCAAAGGGAAGAGAUUGGGCUUAUUGAGGAAUGUGUUCUUCAGAUUCAAUAAUGGAUCUCUUAUGUCUGAAGUUUUUGAGAGUCACUUCCCGACUUUAAGGCAAGGAGGUGCAGUUGUGGUAGAAAAUUUGGACACAGACAAGUUUCUGGCUGCAUAUACCUCAUUCCUAGAUAAUGAAACUAUAGCAUUGAAUGCUGAGUUCAAAUUGGCCUUGAAUUCUUACCUGAAAGAGCUUGUGGUAUCUCCUGUAAGAUCCUUGAGAGAUGUCAUUGCAUUCAACAAUAAAUUUUCAGAUUUGGAAAAAGUCAAGGAAUAUGGCCAGCAUCUUCUCCUUGAAGCUGCAGCUACAAACGGAAUCGGGAAAAAAGAGAAGGAAGCAUUAACAAAUUUAGCAAAAACGUCAAGAGAUGGGUUUGAGAAAUUAAUGAAGAAGAACAAGCUGGACGCGUUGUUAGCUCCUCUCCAUCUCGGUUCUCAUCUGCUUGCAAUUGGUGGUUUUCCAGGAAUAAGUGUCCCUGCAGGAUAUGAUACAGACGGGAUGCCCUUUGGCAUUACCUUUGGAGGACUAAAGGGGUCGGAGCCAACGCUAAUAGAGAUUGCAUAUGGAUUCGAGCAAGCUACUAAGAUUAGGAGGCCUCCUUCAUUCAAGCACUAAAAGCAAUUGCUGCUAUGUUAAGCCCUAAGUCCUCCAUUUAAGUUUUGGUUUAAUUGAGGUUAAAAAUCAUAUACUUUCCUUUCAAUUUCCCUGUCAAGUAAAGAUUUAGAAAGGAAAGAAAAAUGUGAAAGGUAAGGAUGGGAAACCAAUAUUUUCUUCUGCUUGUUUGGAAUGUGUGAUAGAAAAUGGAAAAUAGAGGCAAUUAUUAUUUAAUGGUCCGACGCAUUUGAUCUUGGGGAGACAA
Molecule: messenger RNA, 1892 nt
Organism: Theobroma cacao (cacao)
Lineage: Eukaryota; Viridiplantae; Streptophyta; Magnoliopsida; Malvales; Malvaceae
Product: putative amidase At4g34880
Source: RefSeq, a predicted model, not a curated record